This is a messenger RNA of Silurus meridionalis, 1352 nucleotides long. Its product is annotated as low choriolytic enzyme-like. Bases 213 to 1034 code for a protein of 273 amino acids. Gene Ontology annotation, biological process: proteolysis. The record is from RefSeq and is a predicted model, not a curated record. Gene Ontology annotation, molecular function: zinc ion binding; metalloendopeptidase activity. NCBI's taxonomy places the organism in Eukaryota, Metazoa, Chordata, Actinopteri, Siluriformes, Siluridae. The transcript is spliced from 9 exons.
UUAAGAAUGUAUUCAUUACUGUAUAGAUGAUACUUGGAAGGCAAAUUUUGUCCUUACAAACCAUUGUCUGUGUUUACAAUCCUGAUAUUUAACAUGCACUUCUUUAUUUUCUGGGCUUUUCAGGGCCGGGCUUUUAGAUUUAUUUAGCUUUAAAACCAGGUCAACUUUAAAGCAAGAACUGUGUUCGGUGCUGAUACACUGAGACUUUCAUCAUGUACCUGAUACAAGGCAUCGUCCUGCUCCUGCUCAGCGUCAGUGUUCAGAGUCGUUCCAUUAGGGCAUUUGGUAAUGUGACCUCUGAGGAGAUUGUUAACAGCAAUGCCUGUCGGUACGACUCCGUUUCUGCCAUAAUCGAAAGAGCCAACGAGAAUGUUGGAAAGUUAAAUGGUGAUUUCACCAUCAUGCAUGGUGACAUAAUGGUGUACACUGGACUCCAGAAUGCAGCUCCAUGUACUUCUCGUGGCUGCAAGUGGCCCAGGAGCCGAGAUGGGAAUGUUUAUGUGCCUUACGUCAUUUCCAAUGAGUAUUCUUCCUCUGAAAGAAGCGUUAUCCAGCGUGGACUGGACUCUUUCCAAAAGUCCACCUGUAUCCGAUUCAUACCUCGUACCAAUGAGGAGCAAUACAUUGAUAUCAUCUCAGGAAGUGGGUGCUUCUCUUCAGUGGGUCGGAGGCCUGAAAAGCAGAUUUUGUCCCUAAAGAAAAAAACCUGUAUUCAUUAUCACACGGUCCAACAUGAGCUUCUCCAUGCUCUUGGCUUUAAGCAUGAGCAGAGCCGUAGUGAUCGUGACAAACACGUCAAAAUCCUUUUCCAAAAUGUCAAGCCUGAAAAAGUGAGAAAUUUUGAUAUAGAAGACACCAACAAUUUAAACACUCCAUAUGACUACAAUUCUGUCAUGCACUAUUCAAGGUGUGCUUUUUCCAGCGACAACAAACCGACCAUCAUCCCCAUACCUGACAAUAAUGUUUCUGUUGGAGGUGCCCCUGAGAUGAGCCCCAACGACAUUCUACGUGUUAACAGGCUCUACUGCACUUAAACCAAGCAUUUUCAACAUCAUCAAUGUUUCAUUUCUUUCUCAAUUUUUUUUGAUCAUUUUGCUUAUAGUUACUACUAACUUUGAUGUCAUUUUCAUUUUUCACAUGCACUGAUAAAAAGCUAUUAAACUGCAUGCAAAAAAUCAAUGUCUGGAUUCGUAGUGUGAUAACGUGUGAGCUGUAAACAUAAAUGCUGCGUGACUCCUGUGCGUAAAGGGUUCAGUGGCUGCUGGGAAAUUUAGUCUUAGUCCAUAAUCCUGACAGAGCAACUCCUCUAAUAUCCCAUACGGAUUGUCCUGGGAAGUCAAAAAAAAAAAAGA